Molecule: messenger RNA, 1386 nt
Organism: Prunus armeniaca (apricot)
Lineage: Eukaryota; Viridiplantae; Streptophyta; Magnoliopsida; Rosales; Rosaceae
Source: the annotation of a GenBank genome assembly
AUGGAGUUCUUCUACUUCCUUCUGUUUGGGGCUCUCUCUGCGGUUGUGGCAGCUUUGGAGCUGAGCAAGAACAACAAAGAUCGCAUUCAUACUUCCUCUGUUUUCAAUGAUUUCAAGAACAACUACCUCCUCAUCUACUCUCUCAUGAUGGCCGGGGAUUGGUUGCAGGGUCCGUAUGUGUACUACCUCUACAGCCAGUAUGGGUUCAGCAAGGGGGAUAUUGGACAGCUUUUUAUUGCUGGGUUUGGGUCAUCCAUGUUGUUUGGGACAGUUGUGGGAUCUCUAGCUGACAAACAGGGUCGUAAGAGGGCGUGUAUUACGUACUGCAUAACUUACAUUCUAAGCUGCUUCACCAAACAUUUUCCUGACUACAAGGUUUUACUGUUGGGACGCAUAUUGGGAGGCAUUGCCACUUCUCUACUUUUUUCAGCUUUUGAGUCUUGGCUUGUUGCAGAACACAAUAAGAGGGGCUUUGAGCAGCAGUGGCUUUCAUUAACAUUCUCUAAGGCUAUUUUUCUUGGCAAUGGUCUAGUUGCCAUAGUAGCUGGGCUACUUGGGAAUCUUCUGGUAGAUACUUUGGGAUUUGGCCCAGUUGCUCCAUUUGAUGCUGCUGCAUGCUUUUUGGCAAUUGGCAUGGCAAUUAUAUUGGCAUCAUGGGGUGAAAAUUAUGGAGACUCUUCAGAAAACAAGAACUUGCUCACCCAGUUCAGGGGUGCUGCUGUAGCCAUUGCUUCCGAUGAGAAGAUUGCUUUGCUUGGUGCCAUACAGUCCCUAUUUGAAGGCUCAAUGUACACCUUUGUGUUCCUCUGGACUCCUGCUUUGAGCCCAAAUGAUGAGGAGAUUCCACAUGGUUUCAUUUUUGCAACAUUCAUGCUAGCCUCAAUGUUGGGAAGCUCUUUAGCAUCUCGGCUGAUGGCAGCUUCAUCCCCCAAAGUCGAGAGCUAUAUGCAGAUUGUAUUUGUAGUCUCUGCGGCUUCGCUUCUGCUUCCCAUUGUGACAACUUUAUUCAUUGCACCUUCCAAUGUGAAAGGUGGGAGCAUGUCAUUAUCAGGGUAUACUCAGCUCAUUGGCUUCUGCAUAUUUGAGGCCUGUGUGGGCAUAUUCUGGCCAUCCAUCAUGAAAAUGAGGUCCCAAUACAUCCCAGAGGAGGCAAGAAGCACCAUCAUGAACUUUUUCCGCAUUCCUCUCAACAUCUUUGUGUGCGUUGUGCUGUACAAUGUUGAUGCAUUUCCCAUCACCAUCAUGUUUGGUAUGUGCUCGAUUUUCCUCUCUGUGGCUGCUGCAUUGCAGAGGCGGCUUAUGGUGAUUGCUGAUGGCCCGAAAUCAAAACCAGAAGAAUGGACAACACAUGAGAGGGACACAGAAGCAGAGCCAUUAAAUGACUAA